Molecule: messenger RNA, 1994 nt
Organism: Drosophila arizonae
Lineage: Eukaryota; Metazoa; Arthropoda; Insecta; Diptera; Drosophilidae
Source: RefSeq, a predicted model, not a curated record
GAAAACUUCUGUUUGCCUUAAUUUUGCUUAUAACUAUGUAUAUAUAUAUUGGACGAGAAGCUACUGUUGAUGUAAUUCAGAAAGGUCGAAAGAACCAUAAAAAUCUCCACAUUAAUGCAUCCGCCAAAGCGACUGCUGCCCCGCCCACUCAAACGACUGCCUCGUAUAGCGUCUUUAACGUUUUUGAUCAUGUGUGCAAAAUACCAAGAAUCGAUCCAUUCUCCCCUGAUGUCAUGGCCAUUUUUGAGCCUCCCAAGCCCAAGACCUGUACGGAUCAGCCCGGUCUAUUCACUGUUCGAUAUAAUAAACACCAAAAACUAUAUCUAUUGCGCUUUAAUAAAUCUCUAUUCGUGGAACUAUUUCCAAGUGUGAUCCACUAUGCGUGCGUCUUUUACGAGAUCAUUAGUGGAACAAGUGAUAAGCCCAUCUGGAACAAGGGAUCACCAUUUACUUGUAGUGACCGGAUCGUGCCCCGUUCCAUUCAAGGAAUUGUCGUGGAGUGCUUUCAGUUAGGCAACAGGUCUCGAGUCCUGCAGCGCGAUGCAUUCUCUUUUGUCCAGCAUCUAGUCGGAAGGAACGAAACGAACGAUGAGAAGCGCAGUCGGGCCUAUCCUAGUGUCAUAAUGUUGGGCAUUGACUCCAUGUCUCAGAUGAACUUUCAGAGAACGAUGCCACUGACUGCAAAGUUUGUGAGGCAGCCAGGGUGGACUGAGAUGCUUGGCUAUACUAGCGCUGGAGAUAAUAUGCUCUACAAUCAAAUUAUUUUUCUCACCGGUCGAGCACUGGCACAAUUGCAGCACUUUUGCGAUAUGGCAAAACCAAGUUGCUUGGACGCUUUAAAUUACCUGUGGAAUCAUUUUCACAACUCGGGAUAUGUGACUGCCUAUGCGGAAGACUCUCCUUCCUUACCCUUUACGCGCAAGCCCGUGGAUUACUAUCUCUAUCCCAUUCUGAAAGUGUUUAAGGAAAUUAUGGAAGAAGAAGGGCGUGGUCAGGGGGACUCUGACUACUGCCUGGGUCGGAGAGAAAGUUUCCACUAUGUUUUCGAGUCUUGCCUGCAGUUGGUACAGCGAUUYAUGAAUGAGACGCACAAGCCGCUCUUCGGACUCUACUGGACAAAGACCUUCAGCCAUGAGGACUUUAGCGCAGCGGCACGAGUGGAUAGGGAUUUCGUGAGGUAUCUUGAGCUGUACAGGGAGCACGGCUUAUUCGAUAAGGCAGUUGUCAUCUUGUUCAGCCUCCAUGGACAGCGCAGGGGACCUUUGAUGCGGUUGGCCUCGGGCUUUCUGGAAGAGCGUUUGCCCAUGUUGCACAUCUAUUUACCGCCUUGGUAUCGGAAACAGUAUCCAGACGUCAGAAACGCGCUUGAGGUGAAUCGUCGUCGGCUGUGCUCCCCAUAUGAUUUGCAUUUGACGCUUAAGAAUCUGCUCGUGCAGGGGCAAUCGGGUCUCAAAUUCAAUUCAUCCUGCGCGAAAUGCCAAUCGUUAUUCGAACCAUUGCCAGUCAAUCGCAGCUGCGAGGAUGCUGCCAUACCGGAGCACUGGUGCACCUGUGACUCGUAUGUGCAGGUGCGCAUCAGCAAUGUUUUGAUCUAUUGGGCCAAAACAAUUGUCUAUCGCAUCAACGAAUAUCUGGCUAGCCACAAUUAUGCAGCGAAAUGUGUUCGCUUAAAGCUGGCCAAAUUGCUGAGGGCCGAACGCAAACAGAUCUUCGAUGAUGACGGCAACCCUGCGAUGUCGUCCCAGAGAAUUCAAACUUUUCGUAUCAAGUUCGUCACUCGACCAAAUGGAGGUUUGUUUCGUGCCACAUUUCAGACCGACUCGCAGAACCAUGUUUUGGUACAGGAGGAGUUCAUAACACGAUUGAAUUCGUAUCGCAAUGAGUCGUUCUGUGUCUCCGAACACGUUGCCCAGAAGUUUUGCGCUUGUUUCGAGGCUAAUCGAACAUUUUCGAUUGAUACCAUUAAUGUGAACGACCCAGGAACUCCAUGUUAA